CACCCGACUCAGUCGUAUUAUUAAUCCCACUCAGCCUGCGCUCGACUAUCUCCAGAAUAUUUCGUUAUCAUAUAUCUCUAAUAAUGACAGUCUCAAGGAAACUCCUGUGUCUGCUGUCUCUGGCACUGUCUUCGACUGUUGUUAGUGCCCACGAGCACGACAGCGAUGAAAUCCCCGAGGGCGAGUACAUCUCCGUCGAGCCCAUGGACUCCAUCCUCUGGACACACAUCGUGCUCAUGAUGAUUGCUUUUGGCUUCAUCUUCCCUAUCGGCAUGAUCCUCGGCAUGACCAAAAACCGCUUCCACGUCCCUCUCCAGGUGACGGGCGCAGUAAUCGCCAUCGUCGCCUACUUCCUCGGUCAUCACCACAAGGGCCGCGAAUUCCCCAGCCACAACAUUCACUCCGUCUUUGCCUCGAUGUUGAUGUGGUUUAUGUUCACCCAGGUUGGUCUGGGUGUGUUUUGCAAGCUGCACAUCGAGCGAGGAAUUUUGGGAAAGAUUCGGCCGGUAGUCGCGUUCGUCCACAAUGUUAUGGGAAAGCUGAUGCCGAUUUUGGCGUGGGUCCAAAUGGGUUUCGGUGGUAUCACUGCUCUUGGUUUCUGCCAUGAUAGCCAUUUGGGACAGUGCCUUGCCCAUGGUAUUAUGGGAAGUGCGUUUAUUGGAUACGGAUGUAUGCUGGCUAUCAUGAUGAUGGUCGGACAGGCGUGGAUUGCUCGCCGGGGCCGCAGUCAGGAGUUUUACGACAGCUCCGUCAUCACUGCCUGGGGCAUCGUCAACACGUUCACCGAGCACCGCUGGGGUCAGCAUUGGAGUCACGGUGAUUUCCAGCACACGAGCAUGGGAAUCGUCUGGUGGUGCGCGGGUCUCCUUGGUCUGUUCCUCUCCCGGAGAAACGGUCAGCCAACCCGGAAUCACAUCCCCGCUAUCGUCAUCUUCCUCACCGGAUGGGCUAUGUCAGUCCAUGCUCAGCACCUCGAGCUGUCUACCAAGAUCCAUGCUAUGUUUGGAUACGCGCUUAUGGGCGCCGGAGCUGCGAGGAUUAUCGAGAUUUCGUUCGUCCUGAAGGACGCUCCAGCUGAUGGCAACAUCAGAUCCUUCCAAUACCUUACUCCUUUUCUUCUCGUAUGCUCAGGCUUCCUCUUUAUGUUUGCCAACGAGGAGCAGCUUACGUUGAUUGCCGAGAACGGCAUCGACCAUGCGAGCUACACGCUAGUCAUUUACUCGGUCGCCUUCCUUGUCUUCCUCUACUUCCUCAGCUUGAUCUGGCUGUGGCAAAAGCUUUCAGGAAACGAAACGUUCGAAAGCAUUAAGUACGAGGUGGCUCCGGACGACUCGUCGGCCUCCGAUAUUGAGCUGGAACGUCAGCAGGUGAGAGAGGCGGAGGAGUUUGAACUUGGAAAUGGUGGCUAUGCCAGCCUUAGGGCAUAAGCACUCUCUGAAUUAUUUCUUUUCCUUUCUUUAUAAUAGUCUGAGCCGUGGGUGGGUGAGAAGUUGGUGUUAGAUCUGCCUGUAGUGAUGCAGCUCAAAUGACGUAAAAGUCAUUGCUCACUAUUGGUCUUUCCAAAGGUGUGAGUCUCGAAGAAGUUAUCCUUGCUAAGCUUUUAUCUCUCUGUCGAGUUAUCAUGUGCUUUUGAGAAUCACUUCAUUUGUAAAAAAGAUUUUUUAUUUGUGUUUUUUUCUUCAUUCUUUAUUAAGGCACGGUUUGGGAUUCGUUUUCAAGUUGUUUAGGUUCUCAUCAUUACUAGAAAUACGUAGUAAAUAUAGUUGACU
Messenger RNA from Myxozyma melibiosi, 1769 nucleotides. RefSeq lists its product as uncharacterized. The record is from RefSeq and is a predicted model, not a curated record. Lineage: Eukaryota; Fungi; Ascomycota; Lipomycetes; Lipomycetales; Lipomycetaceae. The transcript is spliced from 4 exons. Bases 84 to 1427 code for a protein of 447 amino acids.